Physella acuta is the source of this 4977-nucleotide messenger RNA. RefSeq lists its product as uncharacterized. Gene Ontology annotation, biological process: G protein-coupled receptor signaling pathway. The record is from RefSeq and is a predicted model, not a curated record. Gene Ontology annotation, cellular component: membrane. Gene Ontology annotation, molecular function: G protein-coupled receptor activity. Lineage: Eukaryota; Metazoa; Mollusca; Gastropoda; Physidae.
GUCAUGUUUACGAACCCUUACAAUCAUAACACAAACUGGGAGUGUAGUAAUUUACCUGUGUGGCGGGGACAGGUAGUAUUUACCUGGGCAGGUAGACACGGAUCCUUGCUGACAAUAACCUAAUUUAGCGACACGGUGUGUAGCAAGGUGUGUCGUAUCCUGUAUCUAUUCCUGACACGGAUUAAAAAAAAACACGCCGAUGUAUUAAGAAUGACACGGAUUUAUUUUACAUUGCAAUAAACCCACGAUGUGUAACGAUUGUGCAUUGACGUCACACACCUGUCGACGACUCACGAUGAACUUGCAUGCCCUCACUCUAGUCUUCCUCCGAUGAUGUCUACUUCAGAUCUAGCCAGGGUCUUUUUGCUGGGAUAUCUGUUCACCCAGGGGACGCCCGUGGGAGGACAGACAUGUAGUGCGUACACGUACACCACACAAAGUGAUGACGCGCUCAUCAAGAUAGCCGCCAUACUUGGGUUCCAAGGGGAGAAAUGCGACAGGAAAUAUGACAGCACCGCCAUACAGCAAAUGAUAGCCCUGAAAUGGGCGGAGUCACUAUUGCGAGGUGACCCAAGCAAGAAUGUCUCAAGUUUUAUACCUGGUGUCAGUAUCGGUAUUGAUAUCUAUGAUGACUGCAAGAACCCUACCCUGGCAGCAGAGCAUGCCGGGAUGUUGUCAAGUUACAUUAAGGGUGUUGAAGGGUGCUCAUACGGGAACUUUACAUUAAACAAACCUAUCAUUGCAGGUAUAAUCGGCACAACCAUCAGCCAAACGACGACGGUGGUGUCUCAGGUGCUCAACUACACCGACACACCUGUAGUGGGCAUCUCAGCCACACUGGGGGAGCUGUCCAACAAAAGUGUCUACAAGAACUUUGUCAGGACGGUGCCUUCAGACCUCAAGCAAGCCAAGGUCAUCAUCGAGCUUGCCAAGACCUUCAAGUGGAGCUACGUUUUAGGUAUCCACUCUACAGACAACUACGGGGUACAGGGUAUGGCUGAGGUUCAGAGGCUAGCGCAGGAGGAGCAGUUGUGUGUGUCUACGGUCGUGUCUUUUGAACCUGAUAGUAAGACGGAGAUGGAGAAUUUUGUCCGGAACACUCUGAUUAAUGUUUUCACGAAAGGAAAUGAUGUCAUUGGCGUGGUUUACUUUGGGAGAAACAAUUUACUUUUAUCAUUGCUGGACUACAUAAAGCUACGACGCAGUUAUUGGGGUAACGUCUUCAACGCAUUGAAAAAAGUCUAUUGGAUCGGAACCGACGGCGUGGACGGGACGCCGGAACUCAUAAGAUACCUGGACGAGUACCAAACGAAAAUCCUGCUCAUCGGACCGCAGGAAGUUGUGCUGACGUCAUACCAGACGUAUUUCCGGAAGUUGUUGGAAGACCCACCUGAUUGGAUGGCGGGGCCGUGGCGCUCUAUGGUGCAGUAUUUAAUGCAGAACUCUCUAAAUUGUGGUAACUACAACUUCAGCAAGGAGUCCCUGAGCGGCUGUGUCUUUGACACCUCCCUCAGUCCCUACUUGACAGCCACGUUGGACUCUGUCUACCUCUUGGCCAACACGUUCAAGGCCAUACACAAAGAGACAUGCUUCGGUGCCCCAGGUAUAUGCCUGGCUAUGAAGGAGUCCUUGAACUCUAUAAUACUCCGGACAGGCGGUCUGCGAGAGAUGAACUACACCAAUAUUGAUGCCAACUAUAUUCCAGCAGAACUGAUCACAAGGGCCUUAGUCAAGGCUGGUGGGGACUUCGAGGUCUUUAACCAGCCGCAGUUUUCCAUCAGGGCCAACAUUGGCAGCAUGUUCACAAAGAUUGGUGAGUUCAAGGACAACAAGAUCAGCAUCACCAGCACCUACAGCACCAUCCUCAACCCUUCCCGCUGCAGCAGCAAGUGCCAGGAGUGUUUUGACCUCUACGACCGAGAUUACAUCUUCUCUAACGGUACCUACGUCAUUCUGGGACUGUACUCCCUACACUGGCGGUCAGACAAAGACGACUUCGGCUGUGACGUCUACAGGGGCAAGAGUGCGUCUUUUAUCGCCCAGAAGUCGUUCAUCACCGCAGUGACACGUCUGAAGAUGGAAACAGGUCUAAACUUUGGUUACCUGGUCAUAGAUGACUGCUACAAUCCUCUGAGAGCGUUGCGUAUGCUGAUGAAGAUAUUCAGCGGUGACAUGCGGAUCGAGGACAGGGUAACGGGCGCCGUGUUGAACGCCUCCAGCAUCCGGGCGGUGGUGGGCUCCCAGUCUAGCGCCGUUACCAUGGCAACGCUGAGCCUGCUGAACAGUCUCGGAAUACCCAUGGUAUCCUACAGUGCCUCCAACCCCGAUCUUACCAGCCCCAUCAACUACCCUUAUUUCUCACGGACUGUGAGCAGCGACACUGUACAGGCAAAUGCUUUGGUCAGCAUUCUACAGGCUUUAAAGGUGACUAGGGUCGGCGUGAUCGUCAUCAAAAACAUCUACGGCCAGUCCCUGUCCAAUGAGUUCCAGCAAGCCGCCCAGGGGGUGGGGAUCUGUGUUGACCCUCCCUUUGAAAUGACAGAGAAAACUACGUCAUCCGAUCUGGGGCAAACGUUUGUGAGAUACAGAAGUGAAGAAAUACAGGUAAUUGUGGUGAUGUUGGUGGACGAGCAGGUGAGUACGAUGCUGAAGGCUGUGAGAGAGGAGGACAGUUUUGUUUUCCUGGGGAGCGAGACAUGGGGGCCCAACCCCUACCUCAUCGCCAAUGAACUGGGGGAGAGGGCGAGAGGUUCAAUAAUCCUUGCUGCCUCAGCUCCUGAGCUAGUCAACUAUCAGCUGACGGACUAUCUUAAGACCAUGAGCCCCUUCAGCGAAACCGGAAACGGAUGGUUGCAGGAAUUCUGGGAAGAUCACUUCCAGUGUAACCUGCCUGGUGGUUUCAAAAACAAUUACCCGUCAGACUGUAGUGCUACUAGCUACUUCAGUGAUUCUGAUUUGAAUGUCUUGGUCAAUUCGUCCCUGGUCAUUCAUAGCUGGGUCGCUGCAAAAAGUGUGGGACUUGCCAUCAAAACUUUGGCAGCCAGCACGUUUAAACCUGACAUCCUUACCAAUGAAACCAGAAACAUCCAAAUCAAAAACGGCAACUCCGUUCUGAGACCGUUCGAUUCCACGGGCAACGGCAACGCUGGGUUCCAGAUCUACAACAUACGAUACGACAACAACAUUGCCAACUACAUGAAAGUGGGUGAAUACAACCCCAAGACUGGUCUCAACCUUCCCAUGGAUGGACUGGUCUUCUACACCGUACCCGGGCAACCCGUCAAAACCGUCAUCUCAAGCUGUGUGGGGCGUAGGGACUGUAAGAUUUGUGGGUCAAGUCCUCCAGAGACGUCCACACAAUCCUCCAGCGAUGCUCCACCAAAUGUUGGCGCUGACUCCCAGAGUUCUAGAGACGCUGCCAUCGGUCUUGGCGUCUUCAGUGCCAUUCUGUUCCUGAUUAUAGUCGGGCUUGUCGUCGUGGCGGUUCUCAUUUGGCUGGGGAAGAUCCCUCUCAAAGAUCGCAAGUACACGAAGCCUAAAAGAGCUAACAACGACAAGACCGAGCCACCACGUAGCCCGCCCACCAGAGGAAGAAGAAGCGAUGAUGGCUCCAAUUCUACAGACGGACCUAACCUGCCACCCAGAUCAACCUCCAGGAGGAAUCUCGACCCGACAGAGUCCGACUCCAAGAACAAACAACCUCGGGACGGUUCCAUACCAGCCUUAAAUUACCAGCCUUCCGUACAUGACGAUGCGCCUUGCAUGUACACCGUAGUCACGACUUUACCGCUCGGCCAAAGAAUGCAGUCCCCGGGAGCUACUUCCAUAUGUUCCAGCAACCCUUCGACUGUCUCCCAUGACUACCAGCCUACGCCAGAUGCUUCUUUUUAUCUGCCAAAUAGAAACAGCGGCAGUGAUGGUUUGAGUGAGCCUCUCCCUGUCAAAGCUCAUGUUGAUCGAGAUAUCUAUUUGGCUAAACUCAACGCCGCGCAGGCUCCGCACUUAGAAAAUAAUACCCCAGGCACCAGACAAGUUUUGUCCACACAACCACCUGCCACACAACCACAUCCCACAAAACAGCCUCCCACACAGCAAUCUCCCACACAACCACUCCUCACAUAUAACCAAUCCAACGUAUUUUACCACCCUGAACACGGCUGGGUCGCAUUAGUAAAGACAAACCCACAAACCUCCUAUGACCCGGAUGAUCCUAUCAAUGGUGAAGCGUACAUCACGCCCAUCGAAAACGCUCUGUACAAUACCCAGCCCCUGCCCCACGCCGACAUCUCUCCGGGCAUCCGACUCACCGACUCCCCCUUAGGAAAGAGCAGCUCGUCCAUCUCUUUGAGCAGUAACUCUGGAAGCGGCGGCUCUCUUCCAAAACGACCAAUACAAGUAAACAAUACCCAUGCCCAAGAACAUGAAUCCAACACGCCACAACAAAAUCUAAACAUUAACGAUAUCAACUUUCAAUUCCAAGAGAAACAGCCUGCUCCAGGUUCUAAUGUACCGGUCGCAACUCAGCCGAACAAUUUUACAUCAAACACAGAGGAGGCGCCUAAACCCCAUCGGUUCUAUACAGGCCCCACCCCUUUGGAUCCCCUCAGUGCAGGCAAUGUCCCUGCUUUAAAACACAUUAUGCCUGUGAGACUUGAUACCAUUACAGAACAGGAUUCUUUAGGGUACCAUUCCUCGUUGAACUAUGCACCUGGUAAUGAAGGGUCGAAACCAGAGUUAUCAGUAGGUCAAAAUGUAGAAUUACAGGAAACCAGUGUAAUCUAGUGUGCAUGCAAAGUGCCUACUGUUUUAGUUAUCGUUUAUUUUUGUCUUAGGUUGUUAAUUCACUUUGCUGUCUUUUGUAAUACUGUUUUAUGUUUUACAAGAAAAGAUUUUGGCCUUUUUACCUGCUUUCUUUUAUUAGACCAAGUAGUAUUUUUGCAAAGUAGUUAAACAUACCGUUUGUUGCAGUGUAUUUUA